Molecule: messenger RNA, 3299 nt
Organism: Cinclus cinclus
Lineage: Eukaryota; Metazoa; Chordata; Aves; Passeriformes; Cinclidae
Product: IST1 homolog
Exons: 10
Coding region: 76-2655 (859 amino acids)
Biological process (GO): anatomical structure development; protein transport; regulation of DNA-templated transcription
Cellular component (GO): nucleus
Molecular function (GO): protein binding; RNA binding
Source: RefSeq, a predicted model, not a curated record
CGCGCGUGGCAGCCCCAGUGGGUACCCCCAUGAACGAGCGUCGUGGCCGGGGCUGCCGGGACACCGCGGGGCGCCAUGAGAGCGGGCCACGAGCGGAGCCAGGAGUGUCUCCCGCCAAAGAAGCGGGAACUUGCCGCCGCCAACACUGGCACCGAGGCGGGACGGGCGGGGGGAGCACAAGGCGAGGGCCCCGAGUGGGCCCGCACGGCUCGGCCGGCUCCCGCCGCACCGCGCUACGGUCCUGGCGAGGCACCCGAGGCAGCGGCGGGGCUGACGGUGGACCAGUACGGGAUGCUCUACAAAGUGGCAGCACCACCUGCCACCUUCUCCCCCACGGGCCUGCACCCCGUGGUGAACGUGAGCCCCCUGCCCACCGCCUUCAGCAUGACCUCGCCCAUCAUCCAGCACCCGGCAGUGCCCUUCCCCUCCAUCCACUAUGCACAGAUCCCUUCUGCUUCCCUGCAGCUCAUCGGUUCCCACUACACAGUGCCCUAUGCUGUCCCUCCUGCCUUCCUGCCUAGUCCUCUCCUGUCUCCUUCCACCAACCUCACUGCCUCCCAUGUCCCCCACUUUGUGCCAUAUGCCUCCCUGUUCACGGAAGAAGCUGCUCCUUCCCAGACUACCUCUCCCACCCACAGCUUCAACAAAGCCGCCUCUGCAGCCUCUCCUGGGCAGAUGCCACACCACACUGCGCCCCAACCACUGGACAUGGCACCGGGGAGAAUUCCUGUUUAUUAUCAGAUGUCCCGCCUUCCACCAGGGUACUCAGCCUAUGAGGCACCUGUAGCAGGUGGGAGCCCAGAGUCUCCUCAGCAAGACAGUCAGCUGAGCUCAGAGGUGGCUGCAGCCAACGGUGGGCAGAGGCCCCUGGAGCAAAGUGUGGCCAGGAGGCCCAGUGAGGCUAUGGACUCUGCCAGCAGUGCAGCUGAGGACUGUCUGCCCCCAGGGGCUGCAGCGGGAUGUAUGGGUGAUGGACAGUUCCUUCCAGGUUACCAGAUGCUGGGAAGAGAGAUCUCUGUGCCUACUCACAGGAGCACCCCAGAUGCUGAUCUGGAGGUUCAAAGGGUGGUGGGGGUGUUUGCAUCUCAGGAUUAUCAUGUUCUGGCAGCACAGAGGAAAGAUGACUUGAGCCCUUUGAACCUUUGCCAUAAUAUCCCUGAUGGACAGGGAGAUAUGCUGAGGGACACCACAGACAGGGCUGCAGCUGGGAACAGCCAGUCCCAGAGCCCGUGCAGAGUGUCACCUGAAGAGACUAUUAGACAGAGACAGUUAGCCAAAGGAAUGGUGAUAGCCAAUGGCAAGCAAGUACUUGUUCCCGUUGGAUCUGAGCCUGUCAGGUCUUCCACUUCAGAAGCCCUGAUGAGGGAGAGCCCAGAUGCACAGGCUCGAGGAAAUGUGCUUGAAAAGGAGCUGGCCCAGUUGCAGCCACCCAGCUCCUCACAACUGCCCUCUCACUUCAUGAAAGGAGCCAUCAUCCAGCUGGCGACAGGAGAGCUGAAGCGGGUGGAGGACCUGCAGACUCAAGACUUUGUUCGCAGUGCAGAGAAAGUGUUAAUCAUGUUGGGCUCUGGGUUCAAGGCUGAGCGCUUGCGAGUCAACCUGCGCCUCGUCAUCAAUCGCCUCAAACUGCUGGAGAAAAAAAAGACUGAGUUGGCCCAGAAGGCAAGGAAGGAGAUUGCAGAUUACCUGGCAGCUGGAAAAGAUGAGCGUGCCAGGAUUCGUGUGGAGCACAUCAUCCGCGAAGAUUACCUUGUGGAGGCCAUGGAAAUCCUGGAGCUGUACUGUGAUCUGCUGCUCGCCCGCUUUGGCUUGAUCCAGUCCAUGAAGGAGCUGGACUCUGGCCUGGCAGAGGCAGUAUCGACACUGAUUUGGGCUGCACCACGCCUCCAGUCAGAAGUGGCCGAGUUGAAGAUUGUUGCUGAUCAAUUGUGUGCUAAGUACAGCAAGGAGUAUGGGAAGCUGUGCCGGACAAACCAGAUUGGGACAGUCAAUGACAGGCUGAUGCACAAGCUGAGCGUGGAAGCACCACCUAAGAUCCUGGUGGAGAGAUACCUCAUCGAGAUUGCAAAAAACUACAAUGUGCCCUAUGAGCCUGACUCAGUGGUGAUGGCUGAAGCCCCAGCAGGCGGAGAGGCAGAUCUGAUUGAUGUGGGGUUCACAGAUGAUGUGAAGAAGGGUGGCCAUGGAGGGGGCGGAGGCGGUGGAUUUACAGCCCCAAUGAUAGGUCAUGAUGGGUUAGUACCCAUGCCCGUGAUGAUGCCUAUGCCCAUGCCAACAACAAAUCCACCCUUCUCCUAUCCACCUCCAAAGGGACCGGAGAACUUCAGUGGCCUGCCAGUGGGGACCUACCAGCCUUUCACUAACAUCCACCCACCACCAAUUCCAGCAAACCCGCCCACAUAUGAGUCCAUUGAUGAGCCUAACACUGACAAGGAUCCUGCUGCAUUAGUGCCUGGGCCUGAGCCCAAAACAGAAGCUUCCCCUAAACCAAGUGCUGGAGCUCCCAAUACUGUUGAUAACUUUGUGCUGCCUGAAUUGCCAUCUGUGCCAGACACGCUGCCAACAGCAUCUGCUGGUGCCAACUCAUCUGCCUCAGAAGACAUUGACUUCGAUGAUCUUUCACGGAGAUUUGAGGAGCUGAAGAAGAAAACGUAAAACUUCUUGGGCUGCAGGGGAAGGAGCUGUGACAUCUCUCUGAAACAGACUCCCUUUGCAAUUGGUUUUCUGUAUUAACCUCCAAUGAACGUGCUCUUCUUUUUGAGCUCUCUUCCUGCUGUACUUAAACCAGGUGCUGCUGCUUUCCUGAUCUUUGCUGCUCCAGGAGAUGAACUGUGGGGAAUGCUGUGAGAGUAAGGCAGGGAAGAGCUCUGUCAGUCUGGGUAGCUGUAUGGGAAAGCUGUGCAUGACGUUCUGGCCACUGUUCCUGGCUGCCUCCAUGAUGGCUCCGUGCCCCCCAGUAGAGGCUUUCUCUUGGGGAGCCCUUCCUGGCCUUCAUGGUGUUCUCAGUUGGGUCUGCAGUUUGACGAAGGGUGGCACUGUUUGUCUGAUCCUAUUGAGAAUGUGACCAGCCCCCCAGAGGGCAGAGCUGGACAGGCUCUGCUGCUGCCUCGGGGUUGUGAUGCAGCAGCUUUUCUCCCGGGCGCUGAGCAGUUAUGGACCACUAAGGUGUGGAGGUGAGGUAUGGAGCGUGGUUUGAUGGGAUAUGCAGCAGCACCUUGUUUACCCGAGCCGCAGGCGAGGCAGCCCGGGACUGUAACAGUGCUCCUGUUGGUGGCACUGUCUGCAGCUCUCCCGUAGCU